UGACCCGGCGCGGCCGUGACGCCAAAGCCCAGACGGAAGUGCGGGCGGAGGAGCCGGAGCCGGAGCCCGAGACUGAACCCCAGCCGGGAGCAGGUCUCGGGGGGCGGGCUCCGGGCUGUGGGAACUGCUGGGCCUGGCAGCGAUGGCGACUCUGUGGGGAGGCUUUCUACGGCUUGGCUCCUUGCUCAGCCUUUCCUGCCUGGCGCUCUCAGUGCUGCUGCUGGUGCAGCUGUCAGACGCCGCCAAGAACUUCGAGGAUGUCCGAUGUAAAUGUAUCUGUCCUCCCUAUAAAGAUAAUUCUGGGCAUAUUUAUAAUAAGAACAUAUCCCAAAAAGAUUGCGAUUGUCUUCAUGUUGUGGAUCCCAUGCCCGUGCGCGGGCCUGAUGUAGAAGCAUACUGUCUACGCUGUGAAUGCAAGUACGAGGAAAGAAGCUCUGUUACGAUCAAGGUUACCAUUAUAAUUUAUCUCUCCAUUUUGGGCCUUCUACUUCUGUACAUGGUAUAUCUUACCCUUGUUGAGCCCAUACUGAAGAGACGCCUGUUUGGACACUCACAAUUGAUACAGAGCGAUGAUGAUGUUGGGGAUCACCAGCCUUUUGCAAAUGCCCACGAUGUGCUAGCCCGCUCCCGCAGUCGAGCCAAUGUGCUGAAUAAGGUAGAGUAUGCCCAGCAGCGCUGGAAGCUUCAAGUUCAAGAGCAGCGAAAAUCCGUCUUUGACCGUCAUGUUGUCCUCAGCUAAUUGGAAAUCAUACUGCAGGUGAUUAGAAAGAAAUAAGGCAGACAACUGAAAAAAAAUUGACUGAGUAUUCCUGGGUUUUGUUUUAAUACCCUGUUGAUUUCACCAACUCUUGCUGGGAAAUUCAGCAUUGGAAACAAAAAUGUGCUUGGUAUUUUCUUUUCUUGUUAAGGUAUUAAUACAGACAUUUUUAAAAGCACACACCUCAAAGUCAACCAAUAAACCUUUUUCCUAUUUGUGACUUUUACUAAUAAAAAAUAAGUCUGCCUGUAAAUUAUCUUGAAGUCCUUUACCUGGAACAAACACUGUCUUUUUCACCACACAGUUUUAACUUGGUUUUCAAGAUAAUUUUCAGGUAUUGUUGUUUUGUUUUGUUCUGUUUUGUUUUUCUGGCAGGGGCGGGGAGGGAUGUGUGGGAAGUGGUUAGCUUAACUUUUCUCAAGUCACUUUACUAAACACACUUUUGUAAAUAGACUUAACAUUCUAUUUUCAAGCUUCAUUUAUAUUUUGCAGUGUAGCCAGCCUCAUCAAAGCCCUGAAUUACCCAUUUGAAUUUUGCACUGACUAUAUUAUCUAGGUAUCUGGUUCGCCUGUGGCUGCACUUCAUGGUAAAAUGGAUCUGAAAUACCUGGUGGCUCUUCAUAAAAUGCAGAUUUUCCUCAUGUACUGUGAUGUCCGAUGCAAUGCAUCCUAGGACAAACUAGCAAUUUGCUAGUUUAAUGACUAAACAUAGUCUGGUGUGUGUGGUCUUUCUCAUCUUCUUCUAGUAUCUUUAAGAAUGAAUCCUAAGAACUUGGACACUUGCAAUAAAGGAAUUUUCUUUUACCCCAAGCCUCUCUGGAUUGGUGACAUACACACCUUUGUCAACAUUUCCUGUCAGGUGGAGAGGCAGCUGUUUGAGCUCUAGUGUGUUCUGGGGUUCUGGGGGCCUCCUUCUGAAAUGUGUAACAGUUAUUGGAUAACUGGCUUUUUUCUUUGGACAUCCUCUUUGGAAUGUAACAAUAAAAAUAAUUUUUGAAACACUUA
Molecule: messenger RNA, 1762 nt
Organism: Acinonyx jubatus (cheetah)
Lineage: Eukaryota; Metazoa; Chordata; Mammalia; Carnivora; Felidae
Gene: TMEM9B
Product: TMEM9 domain family member B
Exons: 5
Coding region: 143-739 (198 amino acids)
Biological process (GO): positive regulation of canonical NF-kappaB signal transduction
Cellular component (GO): lysosomal membrane
Source: RefSeq, a predicted model, not a curated record